Molecule: messenger RNA, 1389 nt
Organism: Eurytemora carolleeae
Lineage: Eukaryota; Metazoa; Arthropoda; Copepoda; Calanoida; Temoridae
Product: lysosomal aspartic protease
Exons: 11
Coding region: 98-1309 (403 amino acids)
Biological process (GO): proteolysis
Molecular function (GO): aspartic-type endopeptidase activity
Source: RefSeq, a predicted model, not a curated record
AAGCCCACUGUGCUCUGACAGUGAUCAGAUAAGCUACGAAUAAUCUUUAAAAAUAAGAUUAGAACUGACUGUUAACAGUUCAGCUUCACACUUAAGGAUGAGGGUUGUAGUGUUACUCUUGUUCUCUAUAUCCUGUAUACAAGGAAAAUCUGUAGAAUAUGAUUACGAUGAAUUUCAACCAUAUCAGAGGACGGAACUGAAGAGAAUACCAUUGUACAAGACCACUUCACCUAGAAGACACCUUCAGAGUGUGGGAACCAGUUUAAAUACAAUCAGGAGAAGAUAUGGUGCAGUUGGAGCACAACCUGAACCCCUGUCCAACUAUCUAGAUGCUCAAUAUUACGGUCCUAUCACCAUUGGAACUCCACCACAGACUUUUAAGGUUGUGUUUGACACUGGAUCCAGUAAUCUCUGGGUUCCCAGUAAGAAAUGUCACAUCACAAAUAUUGCCUGUCUGCUUCACAACAAGUAUGAUGGUAGAAGAUCAUCAACCUACAAGGAAAAUGGAACAUCCUUUGAUAUCAGAUAUGGCAGUGGAAGCCUUUCCGGGUUUCUUUCAACCGAUACCGUCUCAUUCGGAGGAGAACAAAUCGUCGAUCAGACAUUUGCCGAAGCUAUGUCUGAGCCUGGAAUAGCAUUCGUCGCUGCUAAGUUUGAUGGUAUACUUGGGAUGGGGUAUUCAACUAUUUCUGUAAACAAAGUUGUUCCUCCUUUCUACAAUAUGGUUAAACAAGGACUAGUCCAGGAUCCAGUAUUUAGUUUCUACUUGAGCCGCAACCCUGAUGAUUCUGUUGGCGGAGAAAUUAUCCUGGGAGGAUCUGAUCCUAACUAUUAUCAAGGAAACUUCACAUAUACCCCCGUAACUAGGAAAGGAUAUUGGCAAUUUAAGAUGGACGGAGUUAAACUUGGAGAUCAACAGUUCUGUGAAGGAGGAUGCCAGGCAAUUGCUGACACCGGCACCUCUUUGAUCGCUGGACCUUCGGACAUCGUUACAGCGAUUAAUAAAGCUCUCGGAGGCACUCCUAUUGUAGGAGGAGAAUAUAUGAUCGACUGCUCUACUCUACCUAAACUUCCAAACAUUGGAUUUAUGAUUGGAGGUGUUGAGUUCGACUUAACUCCAGAUCAGUAUGUUAUGAAGAUUCAACAGUUUGGAAAAACUAUCUGUCUUUCUGGGUUCAUGGGACUGGAUGUACCUCCCCCAAUGGGACCUAUCUGGAUUCUAGGAGAUGUUUUCAUUGGACCAUACUACACUGAGUUUGAUAUGGGAAAUGAUAGAGUUGGAUUUGCUAAGACCACUGUUCACAAUUAACAAAAUAACAAUGUCAAUAAUCAGUUUACGUGUAUCUAAUUAAAAACUAUUGAUUGAGAUACAAUCUCGAAUUUGUUGCA